This is a messenger RNA of Harpia harpyja (harpy eagle), 1607 nucleotides long. It is a transcript of the gene NPL, whose product is annotated as N-acetylneuraminate pyruvate lyase. The coding region runs from base 155 to 1081 and encodes 308 amino acids. Lineage: Eukaryota; Metazoa; Chordata; Aves; Accipitriformes; Accipitridae. The transcript has 12 exons. Gene Ontology annotation, biological process: N-acetylneuraminate catabolic process. The record is from RefSeq and is a predicted model, not a curated record. Gene Ontology annotation, molecular function: N-acetylneuraminate lyase activity; 4-hydroxy-tetrahydrodipicolinate synthase activity.
CGGCCGGGUGGUGCCCGCAGGCCUGGCGGGUCGCGGUGUCUGCUGCGGGGGUGGGGAGGGGGGGGUGAAGGUGCCUUUCUCGGGGGGAAGGGUUUUGAGCCCGAUUCUCUGCACAACUGUUCUCCCUUCCAGGCUGCCAGGCGUUACCAGCUCAAUGACACCCGGAAAGAAGCUACAGGGUCUUGUAGCUGCCACGGUCACUCCAAUGACUCCUGAUGGACAAAUUAACCUUUCGGUGAUUCGUCAAUAUGUGGAUUAUCUGGUAAGCGAGCAGAACGUGAAGAAUGUUUUUGUGAAUGGCACAACAGGAGAAGGACUGUCCCUUAACAUCCAGGAGAGGAAGCAGUUGGCAGAAGAAUGGGUGUGCCAAGGAAAAGACAAAUUGGAUCAUGUGAUCAUUCAUGUGGGAGCACUGAGUCUGCCAGAGUCCCAAGAGCUGGCAAGACACGCAGCAGCCAUAGGUGCUAGUGCUAUUGCUGUAAUAGCCCCCUUCUUCUUCAAACCCACAAACAAAGGUGAGCUGAUCGCUUUCUUACAGAAGGUUGCGUCUGAAGCCCCUGCAGUUCCAUUUUAUUACUAUCACAUUCCUCCUCUGACGGGUGUGACGAUUCGUGUUGAAGAGUUGCUGGAUGGAAUAAAAGAGUGGAUCCCCACCUUCCAGGGCGUGAAGUUCAGUGACACAGACCUCUUGGACCUCGCACAGUGUAUAAACAAGAAUGAGAGAGAACAGUUUGUAUUUCUUUAUGGGGUGGAUGAGCAACUGUUGAGUGCACUGGCAGUAGGGGCAAAUGGAGCAGUUGGAAGUACAUACAACUAUUUGGGCCGAAAAACCAAUCUGAUGUUGCAAGCCUUUGCAAAGCCAGACCUUGCGUUAGCACAGAAGUAUCAGUUUCUCACUGGGGAAUUUCUCAACUUUGUCAUCAAACUAGGUUUUGGUGUUGCACAGACUAAAGCUGUAAUGACUUUUGUUUCUGGCAUUCCUAUGGGACCUCCACGGCUUCCGCUUGUUGAUGCCUCUGAGGAGUUCAUUGUCAAGGCCAAAGCCAAGCUGGAUAGCAUUGUGUGGCCUGAUGGUGAUUGAUAUUCACUUACGUGUCCAUCUGGAAGUGGAGGCUCCUUUUCUGGGAUUCACUGUCAUGUGGCACAUUCCCCACGUGAUGGGCUGCGAUUUCUUUCAGAGAACUGGCAAUGUGCCUGAGCCCCUUCCUGUUAGGGCUGGCUUUGUUGGUGCACAAGUAGCCGCUUUUUUGUGUAACUUUACUCCCCUCCCCCGGAGCUCUGCACAUUGCAGGACUAGCUGUUAUCUUUUUAAUUAAAAAAAAGCAAAUCUUCCCCAGUUGGAGGAUACUGACUCCUUUUGUGUAGAAAGGAGGAAGAUCUGUCUCCACCCUCCCUCCAGCUAGAUUAUGUUUUCUCCUCUACCUUCACGAGCACCGCACUGUGUGUUUAAACACUGGCACAACCCCGUCUGGUUGCUCAGACCAGUAUUUUACUCUUUGUCAGAAUCGUUGGGACCCUGACCGUGCAUGCAAAAUCCCGCUUUUGUCUUACUGCGUUUAUACACCUUUAGUUAAUGCAAAAUUAAAAAACCAACCAACCUUUUGCAA